AUGAGGGCCAAACGUUCCAAGAAGUAUCGCAAGCUCAUGCAUCAAUAUGAGCUUGCUUUCGGUUUCCGUGAAGCGUACCAAGUAUUGGUUGACUCCAAUUUCCUUCGUGCUGUCGACUCUUUCAAGAUGGACUUGAUUCCCGCCCUUGAGCGGACUGUUCAAGGCAAAACCAAGCCAUUGCUGACCAAAUGCUCACUCGCUGCUCUCAUGGCAAACCAGCCAAUCAACCCCAGGACCAACCAGCCUUAUCGUCCCUACUGUCUUCCCCCGCCAACUAUACUUCCUCUCCGUCACUGUUCACACAACAAGGAAUCUACACCCAUCGACGAGGUGGAAUGUCUCCUGUCUUUGCUUUCACCCAGCACAGAAGUGAAGAAGAAUAAGGAGCAUUACAUUCUUGCGACAGCAGACCCGAUCGUCAAGAAGAAAGACGACAAUACCGAUUCACAGCAACGCAAGCGCAAGCGUGACGAGGACCGCGAAGAAGAGCAAGCUCUCCGCCGCGCCCGUCAACUCCGCGUUCGUGCUCGCUCUAUCCCCGGUGUGCCAAUUAUCUAUGUAAAGCGAUCGGUCAUGGUUCUGGAACCUAUGAGCAACCCGUCGGAGACAGUUCGUGACGGUGUCGAGAGAGACAAGUUCCGUGUCGGCUUACCAGAGGAGCGGCAGACGGAUGCAAAGCCAGAGGGAGAGCUGAAGAAGAUCCGUGGCUUGAAGAAGGCGAAGGGUCCAAACCCGCUCAGUGUGAAGAAGACUAAGAAACGGACAGAUGGCACUGCUGCCGCUCCCAGGAAAGAGAAGAAGCCUCAGGCGAUCGCGGCCGACAGUGCUACAGCCGAUGUUUCCGAAACGCCUGAUGGAAAUGACAGUUCUAGCAAACCCAAACGAAGACGCCGUCACCAUAAGGGUGGCCCUCGGGAGGGGAAUGAGGAUACCGGGCUCGCAACUGAGGCUGGACAGGCAAUGGAAGUAGAUGCUUAA
Penicillium macrosclerotiorum is the source of this 978-nucleotide messenger RNA. RefSeq names its product rRNA-binding ribosome biosynthesis protein UTP23. The record is from RefSeq and is a predicted model, not a curated record. The transcript has 3 exons. Bases 1 to 978 code for a protein of 325 amino acids. Gene Ontology annotation, molecular function: small ribosomal subunit rRNA binding. NCBI's taxonomy places the organism in Eukaryota, Fungi, Ascomycota, Eurotiomycetes, Eurotiales, Aspergillaceae. Gene Ontology annotation, cellular component: small-subunit processome; nucleolus.